AUGAAUGAACGCGUCGUGGGUGGUCUGUUAACUUUGCAACCAUGCAGCAGAAAUUGUACAGACAUGAAAAGAUCGCGUAGCGCUGGCGAUAAGUUCGUUUUUGGUUCAAGACGUCGUACGUUGACGCCUUCUUCGAGAUACGAUGAAGAAGAAGAGGACAAAGAAUCAUUUAUCGGCUUGCAAUCGCCUCGACCAAACAAAGCUCCAUCUCCGUCUCCAAAUCCUCCACUCACUAAGGAUAGACAAUAUUGGCACAGUAACUACCAUAUAACUGAUUGGAAACGACAACAUCCGAACGAAUUCGAGAAGAAGGAAUUUGAAAAAUUCCACAAAUGGAUUUUUGAAAGCGACAAAAAUGCUCCAGUUCAAAAAGACGUCGUCACGCUAAUGAAGAUGUUCUUCCGAAAAUAA
Necator americanus (New World hookworm) is the source of this 411-nucleotide messenger RNA. RefSeq lists its product as uncharacterized. The coding region runs from base 1 to 411 and encodes 136 amino acids. NCBI's taxonomy places the organism in Eukaryota, Metazoa, Nematoda, Chromadorea, Rhabditida, Ancylostomatidae. The transcript has 4 exons. The record is from RefSeq and is a predicted model, not a curated record.